Molecule: messenger RNA, 1991 nt
Organism: Colletotrichum scovillei
Lineage: Eukaryota; Fungi; Ascomycota; Sordariomycetes; Glomerellales; Glomerellaceae
Product: CRAL/TRIO domain-containing protein
Exons: 2
Coding region: 684-1775 (363 amino acids)
Molecular function (GO): phosphatidylinositol transfer activity
Source: RefSeq, a predicted model, not a curated record
CGCAGGUCUUCAUAAUAUGUAAAUCUCGGAAUAGUUCGUGAUACUCUGGGCCGCAUAGAGAACUAUAGACCCAGACACAUCCCCAAUAUCCCUCAGAUAAACAGAAUAAACUCAACUUAUGCGCGCAACCCGGCCGAUCAAUGGCGGGCCUACGGAAUACCUACCUUACAUACUAAGUACCGAAGAAAGCGCGCCUUUGGGGUCCCCUUUUGGGUCUCUUGGGGCGGACACUAACGGCCGGAACUGAGCUUCCCGGCAUGGGCUCAUCUCCUUUCCUCUCCAGACUCCAAUCUCACCGUCAAUCAAUACCGCGUAAGCUCAUCGUGGUCGUGACUGCAAUUCUAGCGGUGUGGCCUUUUGCGCGAGGGAAACAAACUCAUCGCGAUUUACCCAACCUCCCUUCCAAGUUCCGAGACACAAGUCGAAAAGCAGACAUUGGUUAUCUUUUCCAUCUCUGCUAGACCACAGACGCAGACGAACGAAAGCACACACCCCUCCACCCCCGCGCACAUCUCAUCCCACCUCACCAUACCCCUUACGGCCACGAUCCCAUCCGUAUUGCAAGGGCAAAAGUCAAAAAAUUCCAACCUACCUUCAACCGGAUCUGCUCUCCUCCGAAGGAAAGGGGAAAAACGUUCCACGGUCCACCAGUCACCAUCCACCAGUCACCAGUCACGCCCGCCAUGGCCUCCGUCGCCGAUCAAACACCGGCCUCCACCACCGCCGCCGCCGGUCUGCAAGAAAAGGCCACCGCAUCCGGCCCGCUCAAGACGCCCAUCGCCCUCCCGCUCCCGGCCUCCUCCACCCCGGCCGUCCCGGCCCUUACCGCAGACCAACAGACCAAAUACGACGGCCUCCUCGCCCAAGCCCGCGCCUGGACGGAAGUCAAAUGCACCACCGCCGCCCACGUCGCCAAAUCGGGUCCCCUGACGGACUCGGAGCGCCAGUGGCUCACGCGCGAGUGCCUCCUCCGCUACCUCCGCGCCACCAAAUGGUCCCCCAAGGACGCCGAGAAGCGUCUCCUCGAGACCCUGGCCUGGCGCCGCGAGUACGGCGUCGAGGCCCUCACAGCCGACCACAUCUCGCCCGAGAACGAGACGGGCAAGCAAAUCAUCCUCGGCUUCGAUAAGGAGCGCCGCCCCUGCCACUACCUGAACCCGGGCCGCCAAAACACCGACCCCAGCCCGCGCCAGGUCCAGCACCUCGUCUUCAUGCUCGAGCGCGUCAUCGACAUCAUGCCCGCCGGCCAGGAGAAGAUUGCCCUCCUCAUCAACUUCAAGACGUCAAAGAGCCGCGGCAACACGGCGCCCGGCCUCGGACUGGCUCGUGAGGUGCUGCACAUUCUCCAGACGCAUUACCCCGAGCGUCUGGGCAAGGCCCUCAUCAUCAAUGUCCCCUGGAUGGUCAACGGCUUCUUCAAGCUCAUCACCCCCUUUAUUGACCCCAUGACCCGGGACAAGCUCAAGUUCAACGAGGACAUGCGCCAGUACGUGCCCGAGGAGCAGCUGUGGACCGAAUUCAGCGACGGCAAGCUCGAGUUCGAGUACGACCACUCCGUCUACUGGCCCGCUCUCAACGGCAUGUGCAAGGAGAAGCAUGACGCCCGGACGGCCCGUUGGGCUGCCGGCGGAAAGCAGAUUGGUGAGUCGGAAGACUACCUCGGCGGUGCUGUUGAGAAGGGCCUCGGUGCGGAGGCUGCUGCCCCGGCUGCUGAUGAAGCUGCUCCGGUCCCGGCUGCGGCCGAGACACCUGCCGAGGCCAAGCCUACCGCAUAGAAUUCUUGACUUGGCAGAUGUUGAGCGGGAAGCGUAGAGGUUGAUUUGGAUCAUUAUAGCAUUCAUAGACUGAGCAAAAGGCGCUCAAACUAAUAGCAGGAUAGAGGGGCAAAAGGUAGACUUCUGGGUGCUUCACAGAGGCAUUGAGACGGAUGGAACUCUUCCAAUUGUUCCUCCUUAUGUAGAUCUUCUCACACAUAUAUAUAUAUAUUCCCC